Molecule: messenger RNA, 1268 nt
Organism: Malurus melanocephalus (red-backed fairy wren)
Lineage: Eukaryota; Metazoa; Chordata; Aves; Passeriformes; Maluridae
Product: electroneutral sodium bicarbonate exchanger 1-like
Exons: 8
Biological process (GO): transmembrane transport; bicarbonate transport; monoatomic anion transport
Cellular component (GO): plasma membrane
Molecular function (GO): solute:inorganic anion antiporter activity; monoatomic anion transmembrane transporter activity; sodium:bicarbonate symporter activity
Source: RefSeq, a predicted model, not a curated record
GCCACCGGACGCUGUACGUGGGCGUGCGGAUGCCGCUGGUGCGCCAGAGCCACCGGCACCACCGCGCCCACAGCCAGAAACACCGAAAACGGGAGCGGGAGAAGGAGCCGGUCCCCGCCGAGCAGGGCGACCACUGUAAGUCCCGCCGGGACACCCCAUCCCAGCGGGUCCAGUUCAUCCUGGGCACGGAGGAGGACGAGCAGCACGUCCCCCACGAUUUGUUCACGGAGCUGGACGAGAUCUGCGUCAAGGACGGGGAGGACGCAGAGUGGAAGGAGACGGCCAGGUGGCUGAAGUUCGAGGAGGACGUGGAGGACGGCGGCGAGCGCUGGAGCAAACCCUACGUGGCCACGCUGUCCCUGCACAGCCUCUUCGAGCUGCGCAGCUGCAUCAUCAACGGCUCCGUGCUGCUGGACGUGCGCGCCAACAGCGUUUUCCACGAYGUCGCCUACAAAGCCAAGGACCGCGCUGACCUGGUGGCCGGCAUYGACGAGUUCCUGGACCAGGUCACGGUGCUGCCGCCGGGCGAGUGGGACCCCUCCAUCCGCAUCGAGCCCCCCAAAAACGUCCCCUCCCAGGAAAAGAGGAAGAUGCCAGGAGCUCUGGAUGAGAGCUCCUCCCACAGCAAACCGGAGAAGCACAGCGGCCCCGAGCUGGAGCGCACUGGGAGGCUCUUUGGGGGGCUGCUCCUGGAUGUGAAGCGCAAGGCCCCGUGGUUCUGGAGCGACUUCCGCGACGGUCUGAGCCUGCAGUGCCUGGCGUCCUUCCUGUUCCUCUACUGUGCCUGCAUGUCCCCAUUAAUUACUGCUAAUUAAACACUUGGCUUCUUCACACACCCUCAGGGGCGUGGAAACCUCCGUCACCCCCUGCAGCCUCCUCAAAUUGCUCCCCAUUUUCCCCGGAGGAAGGCUCGGCUCCAAGACCUGUGCUGGCCUUUCCCCCAGGAGGAUUUGUGUUUUUCCAGGGACUACACGCUCUCCUACCUGUCCCUGCGGACGUGCAUCGGGCUCUGGACCGCGUUCUUCUGCGUGCUGCUGGUGGCCACGGACGCCAGCUGCCUGGUGUGCUACAUCACCCGCUUCACCGAGGAGGCUUUCGCCUCCCUCAUCUGCAUCAUCUUCAUCUACGAGGCCCUGGAGAAGCUGAGCCACCUGCGGGAGACCUUCCCUGUGCACAUGCACAGCCAGCUGGACCUGCUCACCAUCUAUUACUGUAAAUGUGAGCCCCCMGCCCAUCCCAGCAACGAAACCCUGCGGCUCUGGCGGACC